Ectocarpus sp. CCAP 1310/34 is the source of this 396-nucleotide messenger RNA. The record is from the annotation of a GenBank genome assembly. NCBI's taxonomy places the organism in Eukaryota, Phaeophyceae, Ectocarpales, Ectocarpaceae.
AUGAUCAUAGCCGCGCAGGCUUACAUACGUCCCGCUUUUUUGCUUUUUUCAGGCACCGGCUGCAGAAUGGUCGUCGACCACUUCUCGCGGCCUGACCCUGCUCUCAACCUGGAGGACCCGGGCUGGCGAGCUGUCUUACGAGCAGCCAGAGACAACGACAACAUCGACAUGAAGAUCACGGGGACGUACAGGCUCGGCGUCUGCCCGGAGAUUCUCGCCGGGAUGGCACAAAUCGCGAGGGAGAGCUUUGGGAUCGAGCGUCUCCUCCGGGGCUCCCAGGACUUCGCGGCGCUGCUGCAGACUGUUCGCGACGGGUACCCCGACGAGGAGGAUCAGAAGAGAGUGCUCUACUCCAACGCCGCCAGGGUGUUCUCGUUCCCGUCGCUGAAGUGUUGA